ACUUGAGAGAAGCAGUUCAAGCCGAGCUUGGGCCUGGUGUGUUGGGUGAGCUGUAUCCGCUUAGUCCUUCUGCGGUGGUUGGAGCCACUCAAUCCCUUACCCAACUUGGUAUUGCACAAGAGCAUCCCGUGUUUUGAGCCAGAGUGGGAUCGAUAUUUGGGGCCGUCCUAGUUUGAGCAGUGAGCCCGCCCAUUCUGACCUUGAAAGAGCGACAAAGAAGACAUCCCUUCAUUUCAUUUCGUCGUCACACCUCCGUGGUUGUGGUUGAGAAGUGAGCUCGAAACAUUUUAAAAUUUCGCCCAUUCGCCCAUUAUCUCAGGGAAACGAACAUCAUGGCUAACGUUGGUGAUCUCUUCUACGAUGACCUUUAUCCUGUCAAUCAAGAUGCGGAGACAGCUGAUCCCAACACCAGGGCUUUUCUCCUCGAGGUGGUCAAGAUCCUUCUGGACUUCAUAUCCAAGACCAAUGAUCGAAACGAGAAGGUUCUCGAGUUCCACCAUCCCAUAGAGAUGAAGAAAAAGCUAGAUUUGGCUCUCAAAGAGGAUCCAGAGCCCGUCUCUCAGCUCUUGGAAGACUGCAAGCAAGCAUUGGAAAACCAAGUCAAGACAGGACAUCCCCGAUUCAUCAACCAAUUGUCCAAUGGCCUGGAUAUUGUCUCCAUGGCCGGCGAAUGGCUCACUGCCACGGCCAACACCAACAUGUUUACCUAUGAGAUCGCUCCCGUGUUCAUCCUAAUGGAGCACGAGUGCCUUGGCAAGAUGAGGGACAUUAUCGGGUUCCAGAAAGGCGAUUCCAUCCUCGCCCCGGGCGGCUCCAUCAACAACAUGUAUGCUCUGAUGAUUGCCCGCCAUAAGCUCUAUCCCCAGCAUAAGAAGCAUGGCAUGCGAGCUAUUAAGGGACAGCUCAUCAUGUAUACGUCUCGACAUCAUCAUUACUCUGUUUCGGGCGGAGCGGCCGCCAUUGGACUCGGCACCGAGAACUGCGUUCAAGUUCCCUGCGAUGACAAAGGCCGAAUGAUUCCCGUCGAAUUGGAGCGCUUGAUCACCCGCCAUAAGAGUGAGGGUCACCUUCCCUUCUUCGUCAAUUGUACCACGGGGACAACCGUGUACGGAGCCUUUGAUCCCAUCAACUCCAUCGCCGACAUCUGUGAGAAGCACCACAUCUGGCUUCAUAUUGAUGCCGCUUGGGGUGGUGGAUUACUGAUGAGCAGGAAGUACCGAGAAAGCAAAUUCAAAGGAAUUGAGAGAGCUGACUCAGUCACUUGGAAUCCUCACAAGCUCAUGGGAACGCUUCUCCAAUGUUCCACCCUCCAUGUCAGAGAGAGUGGAUUGUUGAUCAGUUGCAACCAAAUGUCAGCCGACUAUCUGUUCCAAACAGAUAAGGUCUACGAUGUCUGCUAUGACACUGGCGACAAGGUGAUCCAAUGUGGACGGCACAACGACAUCUUCAAGUUCUGGCUUCAAUGGCGCUCUCGGGGCAUGUCUGGGUUUGAGCGUCAAAUCGAACGCCUGAUGGAACUGACUGCUUAUCAAGUCCGACGGAUGAAAGAGGAAGGCGAGAAGUUCUACUUGUUGAAUGACGAACCCGAGUGUACCAAUGUAAUCUUCUGGUACGUCCCGGAAAGACUCCGACCUCGACAAUGCCCACAAUACGAGACCAGAGAUUGGCAGCUCGAACUCGGAACGGUGCGGACAAAAGAAUAUUUUAUGAUGGAUGAAAAGGAACAAAAACGAAUGUUGGGGGUCUCUUUUCAGGUUACGGCAAAGUUGAAGGGAAAGAUGAUGAGCGAGGGCUCUCUUAUGGUUAGCUAUCAACCAUUGGGAAUGCUUCCGAACUUCUUCAGAAGCAUCAUUUCCAACCAAGCAGUGGGGGAGGUCGACAUUGAUUUCAUGUUGGAGGAAAUGGAACGUCUUGGAAAGGAUCUUUAAAUGCAUUUUGAGAGCAAACGAAUUGCAAGCAUCUUCUAGUCGAGAAUCCUCUCAACCACUUGUUUCCUUUCCAUUCCCUUAUACCAGUAGCUAGAUUCGUUUUGCUUUUUUUUAUUCAACGUGUUUAGUUUGGAAGUCUGCCGUCUUUCCUUCUCUAUCUUCACAAAUCACAUCACUGUUCCAUUUCGAAGUGAACUUCGAACUGUCAAGACAGGUUCCAAUUUGGAUUGGAAAAAGACAACAUCUGAAUGGAAAGAGUGCCAAUGGAACCAAAGCAUUGGUCAGAAACUAGAAAAACUGGGAUUGGAAUAUCGUUGGAAGAUACAGGCCCCACAUUUGUUAUUGCCCAACCAUGGUCUCUCUAUAGCUUUAUGACAAUUGUUAACCCCAAUGAGAUACUCUGUUAUGUUCUGAUGCCCCUGAUAAUUUGGUCAUUCUCAUACCUUGAUCGAGCUCCGCGAAUCAAACAAGUAUGUGACCAGUCCUAUCCUGGCUUUCAAGUCAUUCGUAUGAUGACUAUCUACUAUUGUAUAAUUGUUCACGUGUUUUACUCUAAGGUUGUUGUAACAAGGACGACGACUCAUGAUGAGUCAGUUCCUCAUCAAUUUCCUCCUCCACUUUUUAUGAACACUCCUCACCACGGUUGUUCUAUACUUGAGGCUGUCAUCCGAUUGUUGCUGUUAUUUGAUCAUCUCUAAUGGUUUAUGGGUGUUAAGAGUGCAAUACUUCAAUUCUUGUACAUACUAAUAUAUUCUGAGUUGGGACGAUCCUUUUGUCGAGGAUUGUCCUCAACACAACACAAGAACAAAUCACAACGUCUUCCAGAGCGGUGUCAAUCCUUGGACAUGAAAAUGAGCACUUUGCCUAAAUCAAGCAUGUAAUUCCAAGAUUGCUCCCUCAGUCGCAGUGCUUCCUUGUAAUUGUAUAAUGCCUGAAGUUGACUUAAGUAUUAAACAAAGUUCCCACUCUAAUAAGUAAGAUACGAUUCACGCUUUUGGAUUUAUUUUGCCCCAAAAAUGAUAUCAUGAAACAUGCUCGUUCAUAUACUAUACCAUUAUAUGAUUUAUGAUGUGAAAUACAUUUGGAUACAAAAAUGA
Messenger RNA from Tigriopus californicus, 3025 nucleotides. RefSeq names its product glutamate decarboxylase-like (gene Gad1). The record is from RefSeq and is a predicted model, not a curated record. Gene Ontology annotation, molecular function: pyridoxal phosphate binding; carboxy-lyase activity. The transcript is spliced from 9 exons. Lineage: Eukaryota; Metazoa; Arthropoda; Copepoda; Harpacticoida; Harpacticidae. Gene Ontology annotation, biological process: carboxylic acid metabolic process. The coding region runs from base 333 to 1928 and encodes 531 amino acids. Gene Ontology annotation, cellular component: cytoplasm.